Thalassophryne amazonica is the source of this 6421-nucleotide messenger RNA. RefSeq names its product nuclear receptor corepressor 2-like. The coding region runs from base 1 to 5982 and encodes 1993 amino acids. Gene Ontology annotation, biological process: negative regulation of transcription by RNA polymerase II. NCBI's taxonomy places the organism in Eukaryota, Metazoa, Chordata, Actinopteri, Batrachoidiformes, Batrachoididae. Gene Ontology annotation, molecular function: transcription corepressor activity. The transcript has 35 exons. The record is from RefSeq and is a predicted model, not a curated record.
AUGCGCGUGCAGUUGUCUGAGAUUGUGAUGCGCGUGCAGUUGUCUGAGAUUGUGAUCUGCGUACAGUUGUCUGAGAUUGUGAUGCGCGUGCAGUUGUCUGAGAUUGUGAUGCGCAUACAGUUGUCAGAGUGUGUGAUGCGCUUGUCUGAGAUUGCCAUGCGCGUGCAGUUGUCUGAGAUUGCCAUGCGCGUGCAGUUGUCUGAGAUUGCCAUGCGCGUGCAGUUGUCUGAGAUUGCGAUACGCGUGCAGUUGUCUGAGAUUGCCAUGCGCGUUGCAGUUUUGUCUGAGAUUGCCGUGCAGUUGUCUGAGAUUGCCGUGCAGUUGUCUGAGAUUGCCGUGCAGUUGUCUGAGAUUGCCGUGCAGUUGUCUGAGAUUGCCGUGCAGUUGUCUGAGAUUGCCGUGCAGUUGUCUGAGAUUGCCGUGCAGUUGUCUGAGAUUGCCGUGCAGUUGUCUGAGAUUGCCCAUGGACAGCAGCAGCAGCAGCAGCAGCAGCAGCAGCAGCAAGUGAACCGUAGCAGCCAGGAGGAAAAGGAAGAAAAAGAGAAGGAGUCUGAGAGAGAUGAAGAGAAGAAUGAAGCUGAAGACAAGGAGGAUGGAGUGAAGGACGACACCUCGGGGGAAGACGCUGAGGACAAGGAGCCCACUGUGGCCCUCAAGGGUCGGCGCACAGCCAACAGCCAAGGCCAUCGCAAGGGCCGCAUCACCCGCUCCAUGACCAGCGAAGUGGAGGAGACCGCUGCGCCGCCUCUCAACAAUGAGCUCGCCAAUCUGGAGAUGAGUGAGAGCUCCCGCUGGACGGAAGAAGAAAUGGAAACUGCCAAAAAAGGUCUUCUCCAGUAUGGUAGGAAUUGGUCUGCCAUUGCCAAGAUGGUGGGAUCGAAAACUGUGUCUCAGUGCAAGAACUUCUAUUUCAACUACAAGAAGAGGCAGAAACUGGACGAGAUUCUGCAGCAGCAUAAAAUGAAAUCUGAUAAGGAGCGUAAAGCCCGUCGUAAGGGCAAAGCCCCACAGAAUGAGGCCAGCGCCCCAUAUGCAGCCGAGGAGGAGGAGAUGGAGGGCUCAGGAGCCAGUGGCAAUGAGGAGGAGGCAGCUGAAGAUGGAGAAGGUGGAGCCAAUAACAGCUCAGACACAGAGAGCUUACCUUCACCACACUCAUCAGAGGACAGCAAGGUGAAGGAGGAAGGCUCCAGUAGGACAACGUCCAGCUCCAACACUGGGGACAAGGAGGCCAUGGGGUCAGAUGUGGGCCAUCCAGCAGAUGAAAAAGUUCCAGUCCAGGAUGACAGUGAGAAAGCCAUCAGACAAGAAGUAAAGACUGAGACAGGAGAGGACACCACAGAGCAGCUGCAGCCAGCGCCAUCUAGUGACAAUGCAGAUAAAAAGCCCCAGACAGCAGAGAAUGAUGAUGUCAAGAUCUCCACCAAGACCUCCAAGAAGGAUCAUGUGGCUAAAACUGGCUCCCAGGGUGACAGUGAUUCAAGUGCCACUUGUAGCGCUGAUGAAAUGGAGGAGGCAGACAACACGGACAAGAACAGAAUAACAUCUCCUCGACCGAGCCUCCUGAACUUCAGCCAUGAUGGGGUCAUAUCCCCCCCUCUGCAGAAGCCCAUGGACCUGAAGCAGCUCAAACAGAGAGCAGCUGCCAUCCCACCUAUCAUGCCAGAAGCGACUUUACGAGGGAGCCCGCGGAUCGGGGGUGGAAAGCUGGGGCUGCCCCCCCAUGCCCUGGAGCUGUACCAGCAGCAGAUCACCAUGGCCCACGGCGAGUCCUCACAGGACGCCAAACAGCAGCCGUACACACCGCAGGCAGAGCGGGACGCCGUCCUCAGUGCCAGUCCCCGAGUCCAUCCACGCAGCCCCAACGGCGACAAGGACGAAAAGGCCCGAGUGUCCUCUCCACAUGGUGACGCUAAGAAGCAGGCACCGGGCCCUGACGACCACAGAUCCUCUAACUUUAAUCGCCCAGGCCUCGCACUGUACCCUGCGUCCCCACGAGAUGUGGCCAAGAUGGGUCACGAUCAGCACCUGCUCCACUUUAACGCGUUCCAGCAGACGGGACACUCUGCUAGUCCUCAGGACGGCGGCAGGCUGGCGGCAGUCAGACCCCUUCACAUGCCUGAUCCUCCACCUCUUAUCUCCUCCGCCAAGCCCGGAGGCUCCAUCACACAGGGUACGCCGGUGCCGCUACACAGCCCAGCUCAUGGGUUGGACCAUGGCAAGAUGGCGUCCUCACAGAUGGGCUUACCUUGGCUGGAACAGAGGAAAGCUGGUGGUGCAUUCCCCGUGGUGAAGCAGGAACAGCUGUCGCCUCACAGCUCCUCCUCUCAAACCGACAGCCUGUCGAGCCAGGCAGGGCCUCAUGAUGGCGCUGCUGCACGAGCCUCGGUUCCAGCUGUUCAGGGGGGCAGUAUCACUAAAGGCAUCCCAGGUACCAGAAUGCAUCCGGACUCCUCGGUGUCCUACCGAGGGGGCUCCAUCACUCAGGGCACCCCGGCUGAUGUGCUGUACAAGGGAACCAUAACCCGUCUGAUCACGGAGGACAGCGCCGGCCGCGCUGAGAGGGAGCGGGAAGGCCACGUGCUGUACGAGGGCAUCAGCGGGCACAUUCUCACGUACGACCGCCCGUUGUCUCACACCCCUAAAGAUGAGGGCCGGGGUCCUGGACAGCCCAGUGAGAUUCUGGGAUUGAAGCGUCCUUAUGAUGUCAUGGAAGGAGGCAUCUCUCGAGGGCUGCCUAUGAGGGACUCGCUGUCUGCUGCCAACUGUGAAGGUCUCAUCAGUCGAGCCAUGCCCCAUGACAGAGACAGUCCACAUCACACACCGUACAAGGACGCUCACCACAUCCGCGGUUCCAUCUCGCAAGGUAUCCCGCGCCAUCUGGAGCCGCAGGAUGGCUACCUGAGGCGGGAAGCUAAGCAGAUGAAGAGAGAGGGAUCCCCACGUCGUGGAGCGGUUUCCGGCAGAGACGCCAUGGUUCCCACAGUGAAGGAGGCCGGACGCUCCAUCCACCUCAUCCCCAGGGAGGAGCUCCGGCAGGCUUCAAAGGACGCCAUCAUAGCACAGGGAUCCCAGGUGAAACAGGAAGCAGCGGCUUCAGGGAAACGCCACGACGUGCGCUCCAUCAUAGCCAGCUCGCCACGUUCCUACCAUAACACGUCCUCCCACCUCGAUGGACGCACGGAGAGGGGCCACUACGAAGAGGCGCCGAAGGGGCGUCCCAGCGCAGUGGUCAGCACAUCCGCUUCCAUGAGCCGCUCUUCUUCGCUUCCACUGGUGUCCGAGCAGGGAGGCAAGUCCCACCCGAGCCCGGGAGGCUACGACGACAAGGCUGCUCUGAGGACCUCCUACCCCGGCCCCGCCCACCGCGGCUCCCCCUUAUCGAGGGAGGCGAGCCAGCGGCAGCACGAUGGUUCGACCAAGAAUCCGCCUCAGGAACGUAAAGCCACGCCCACUCCCAGGGAGAUGAGUUCCACAAAAUCACCACUCUCUGGUGUGGCAGAGCAGCAGCCGUCUCUGGCCUCUUAUGAGCGGCUGCUGCAGGGCCUGGGAGCAGACGUGUACCGUGGUCAGAUCCCCCUUGCGUUCGAUCCAGCGGCGCUGCCUCGCGGCAUUCCCAUCGAUCCAGCGUACUACCUGCCCCGGCACCUUGCGCCUAACCCAGCGUACCCCCACCCUUAUCCCUACCUCAUCCGGGGCUUUCCUGACACCGCGGCCCUGGAGAACCGGCAGACGCUGCUCAAUGAUUACAUCACCUCUCAGCAGAUGCAUCAGUGGCCUGCAGCCGCUGCCAUGGCCGCCCAGCGCUCAGACCUCCUCAGAGGCCUUGCUCCGCGAGACCAGCCUCUGCCGCUGCCCUACUCUGCAGCCCCGCGAGGGAUCAUCGAUCUGUCUCAGGUGCCACAUUUACCUGUCCUGGUCCCUCCCUCUGCAGGGACAGCCGGUUCCCCCAUGGACCGCAUCACCUACAUCCCUGGAGCGAACACCACCUUCCCGGGCAGGCCUUACACCACGUCCCCCAUCUCGCCUGUUGGUUCCUCGCACCUCAACAAGAUUCAAGGCACAUCCUCAUCAUCAGAGCGGGAGCGAGACCGUGAGCGGGAACGAGAGCGAGAAAGAGAACGAGAGCGGGACCGUGAGCGAGAACGAGAGAGAGAGCGGGAACGGGAAAGAGACCGAGAGAAAGGCGGUUCUCACGGAAAUGUGGAGCACGCACCGAUCUGGCGGCCAGGUACAGAGCACAGCUCUGCAAGCUCCAGCAGCUCCAGAACCUCCUCCCACCCGUUUAGCCAUCAGCACUCUCCGGUGUCCCCUCGCACCCAGGAGAGUGUGCAGCAGAGGCCCAGUGUCCUCCACAACACCGGGGUCAAAGGUCUCUCUGUCAGCGAGCACGCUGGCUCUUCAGUGUUACGGUCUUUGCCUUUAGCGUCAGCUCGGUACCAAGGCUACCCGGGCCACCUCCAAAGAACAGGUGCGCCCCCUGAGGGCUACCCUUCUGCUGUGGAUUGUAGUGGAGCCAAAGAGCUGAGUCGUGACAACAAGAACAGGGGAGGCCUGCCCAAGCAUAUACAGGACCAGCAGGGGCUGUCCACCAAACCCGACCCCAAGCAGUCCAGCCCAAGUCCAGGAGGAAUCUAUCCGAGCUCCUAUCCCUCAGCUUCUGGUCGACCGCCUCACCUGCUGCCUCCCCAGGUGGAUAACCCUCUCAGCCGCAGCGAGAGCGGGCCGCCUAAUCGGGAAAAGACUCCAAACAAACCAAUGACCGUGCAGGAACAAGAGCUCCGAGCACUCGCUCAACAGAAGAUUGGAUCCAUGGAGCCACACGCCAUCUAUGGGCCUCCGCCUGAAGAGUGUCUGUCUCCAGGACAACAGCCACCGUCUCCCUGUGUUAAAGGCAGUCAGAGGGUUGUCACCUUGGCUCAACACAUCAGUGAAGUAAUUACUAAAGACUACACCAGGCAGAACCAGCAGCAGGCCUACCAUGGCUCUCCUGUCCUGGACCUCACACGUCCACCCAGUGCCUCUCAGCCCCCACCCACGUCACAGGAGUCUGCACAAGGGUCUCGCUACCCGGAGGGCUCAGGAGGAGAGCGCAUCCGGGACCGAUCUCCUACUCAGCCCAAGAUGUCGCCCAUCAGUAUUUCAAAUGAUGGUAUUGAACCAGUGUCUCCUGUUGGAACCAUGUCUGAACCUGAAGUGCAGGGCGGGGUCCCCUACACCACCGAGCAAGGAGAACAGGGAAUGGGCUCCCAUUCCCCUCCCAGUGCCUCCCAGCCUCCAGCCUUCUUCAGCAAGCUCACUGAGAACACCUCAGCCAUCGUCAAGUUCAAGAAACAGGAGAUGAUCAAGAAGAUGACCGUCGUUGGCACUGACAGUGAUUUCAAUGCUGGUCAGCCAGGAACCGAGAUCUUCAACAUGCCAGCUUCUACAACUGCAGGGCCUGUGAGUGCCCGCAGCCAACCUGCCCCAGAGACUCCUGGGAACUCCAUCGGCCUGGAGGCUAUCAUCAGGAAGGCCUUAAUGGGCAACUACAGCGACCUGCCUGAGGACCGCUCCCCGUCUGGGAACACCGCUGGUUCCAGCGUGCCAGCUGCUGAGGGGCGGAUUGAGGACUCCUUCUCACAAGGCGGGGGGAAGUCUUCAAAGAGCGGCGGGCGCUCCAAUGGCCGAAAAACUAAGUCACCAGGCCCCGGCCUGUCAGGCGGGGAGAGGCCAUCCUCUGUGUCCUCGGUCCACUCAGAGGGCGACUGUAACAGGCGAACCCCCCUCACCAACCGUGUCUGGGAGGACCGGCCUUCAUCUACAGGUUCAACCCCCUUCCCGUGUAACCCGCUGACCAUGCGUUUUCCUAGCGGGGUGGUGUCGGUUCCGUCCCCCUCCUCUGGCCAGCCGGGGGGCCCGGGGCCCGGACAGGGUCGGUCCUGGGAGGAGGAGCCGAAGCCUCUGUUGUGUUCUCAGUAUGAGACGCUGUCUGACAGCGAGUGACACGGCGAGGAUCCACCCACUGUCCCGCUGCUCGCCGUGUCCGUGUCCUCUCCGUAACGCGCUGAGCCUGACUGUUGACUGAUCUGACUCAGCUCUGGUGUUCACAGUGAUCUCCAGGAGGGGGCGCUGUGACACCACAAUGAGAGACCCACCAGCUGAGGUGCUGAGAACUUUUCCAGAUGAACUUUUGGCAAGGAUCUGUUUUGUGGCGAUCUCGGGCGCCCGUGCUGGCUUGUGGGCGGGGUGUCUUUGGUUUACAGGGUAAACAUGCUGAUGUCAUGUUUUGGGGUGGGCUUGUUCCUGGAGCACUUGUGUUGUCAUAGCAACACUUUGUCAGCGUUGUGACGAGAGCGCCGCCUGGAUGAGUUUUUGAAUAUUAAGUGCUUGUUGUCACGACACGGACCCCACGUGACGGUCCCAGCGAGGGAAUGCCCGCCUG